GCAAACUAUUCAUGAAGAUAUCUUGAAUCAUGUAGUUGUGAAGGAAUCUUCAGACUUUUGAUCCUGGUACACCAACCACCGCAAUGGCAUUCCCGAUUCUACUAGCUACCCUCACACUGUUGGCUCUUGUUUCACUUGCCGUGGCGUCGGGUGACAACUCUACUGCCUCUGGAUAUAUACUCCUAAACUGUGGGGCAUCACAGCAAAACAUUGAUGAUAGUGAUCGUACUUGGAACGGGGACGCCGUCUCCAAGUUCGCACCGUCAGUGGAAGGAGUCACAGCCACUGCUUCAUACCAAGAUCCUUCACUCCCCUCCAUGGUCCCUUGGAUGACUGCUCGCAUCUUCACUUCAACUUACACCUAUUCCUUCCCUGUCAGCUCAGGCCGCAUGUUUGUACGCCUCUACUUCUAUCUGACUCCUUAUGGAAACUAUGCUGUCUCCAAUGCCUACUUCAGUGUCGCGACAACAACUCUUGUCUUAAAUGAGUUCAAUGCUUCCCAAACAGCUCAGGUCAUGAAUUCUACAGACCUUGUCCUUGAAUUCUCGGUGAAUGUUUCUACAGGUAGCCUAGACCUCAUCUUUACCCCAUCAGCACAUUGGAAUGGUUCUUAUGCAUUUGUGAAUGGCAUUGAGAUUGUGCCUACGCCUGACAUAUUCACUGCAGCUGACACAACAUUUGUCACUGGUGAUGAUGACAAUCAACUCUUCCCAUUGAGCCCUGAUGAAGCCUUCCAGACUAUGUACAGGCUCAACGUCGGGGGCCAAGACAUAUCCCGGAAAGAUGAUUCGGGUUUUUACCGCUCAUGGAACAAUGACUCUUCAUACAUAUUUGGUCGCUCCGGGGUGGCCUUCUCCAAAGAUCGUAAUUUGACUAUCGAGUAUACACUGGAAGUGCCAAAUUACACCGCGCCAGUUGGUGUCUAUGAUACAGCUCGGUCGAUGGGACCGAAUCAACAGAUCAACCCGGACUAUAACCUUAACUACAACCUGAACUACAACCUUACAUGGAUUUUGCCUGUUGAUGCAGGGUUCUCUUACCUCCUCAGGUUUCAUUUCUGUGAAAUCCAGUAUCCUUUUACCAGGAUAAAUCAGAGGUCAUUCUUCAUUUACAUCAACAACCAGACAGCGCAGCAGCAAAUGGAUGUCAACAUCUUUAGUGGAGGAAUCGGCAGAACGGCAUACAAAGACUAUGUUAUCAUCCUUGCUGGUUCCGGUCAGGUGGACCUGUGGGUUGCACUUCACCCUGAUCUUUCAAGUAGACCAGAGUAUUUUGAUGCAAUACUGAAUGGUCUUGAGGUAUUUAAGCAAGCGAGUAUCGAUCGAACCAAUCUUGCUUGGCUCAGUCGUCCAUUUCCGCAAGAGCCUGAUGCCAAUCUCAGCAGGGUGUCUGGUGGAGGGAAAUCAAACGGUGUUGUCAUAGGUGGAACUGUUGGUGGUUUCGCAUUGCUGUUGAUGGCAUGUUUUGGCAUUUGCAUCAUCUGCAGACGAAACAAGAAGAUAACAAAGAAUUAUGGUAACCACACACUAACUGCCAAUCCCAGCCCCGCUGGCAAGCCUUCCUACUUGACACUGCCUUCCAAUCAUUGCCGGCACUUCUCAUUUGCUGAAGUUCAGGCUGCCACCAACAAUUUUGAUCAAUCCUUGCUACUUGGCAAAGGUGGGUUUGGGAAUGUGUAUCUCGGAAAGAUAGAUAGUGGGACCAAGGUGGCAAUCAAGCGUUGCAACCCAAUGUCUAAUCAGGGUGUUCAUGAAUUCCAGACAGAGAUUGAGAUGUUGUCCAAGUUCCGCCAUCGCCACCUUGUGUCUCUGAUUGGUUACUGUGAGGAUAAGAGCGAGAUGAUUCUAGUGUAUGACUACAUGGUGCAUGGGACUCUGCGGGAGCACCUGUACAACAACAGACGCCCGCCACUGCUGUGGCAGGAGCGCCUUCAGAUUUGCAUUGGUGCAGCCCGUGGACUUCAUUACCUUCACACUGGUGCAGAGCAAGGAAUCAUCCACCGUGACGUUAAGACCACCAAUAUCCUAUUGGACGGUCAGUUAGUGGCAAAGGUUUCUGACUUCGGUCUAUCUAAGGCUAGUCCAGAUGUUGACAAUACCCACAUGAGCACGGCUGUGAAAGGCACCUUUGGAUAUCUUGAUCCAGAGUACUUCCGGCUGCAGCGUCUCACCAAAAAAUCAGACGUGUACUCCUUCGGGGUCGUGUUGUUUGAGAUCCUGUGUGCACGCCCUGUGAUAAACACACUGCUCCCGGAGGAGCAAGUGAGCUUGCGUGAAUGGGCGCUGUCUUGCCAAAAGAAAGGUGUACUCAGGGAAAUUAUUGACCCUCGUGUCAAGGAGGAAAUUACCCCGGAGUGCUUCAAGAAAUUUGCAGAGAUAGCGGAGCAAUGUGUUGCUGAUCGUAGCAUAGAUAGGCCAUCAAUGGGUGAUGUGCUUUGGAACCUUGAGGUCGCACUCCAGUUGCAGGAUAGUGCAAGGUACAAUACCAGCUGUGCUGCGGGGGCAUCAUCUCGUCAGAUAAUCGAGGUGCAUUCAAACAAACCAUCAACCCACUCAACAAUCAGCGCUGCAGCACAAGAAGAUAUAUUUUCAGCUAUCAUACAUCCGGAAGGCCGAUAAAAGCAAACUGCAGUAUAUCUGUGGGGCUAUCAAGGAUAAGGAGAGACCUACUUUAGACAUAUCAGCUGCAUUUCAAGCAUUCUCUCCCUUUUCCACCUCAAUCAAAAACUCGCCAACAACGGAAUCAUUUCAAUUGGUGUUACGAGGGUGUGCAGAGGAGAUCCAGAGUCACCCCUACUGAUUCUUAGCAUCUUGCUCA
Molecule: messenger RNA, 2817 nt
Organism: Lolium rigidum
Lineage: Eukaryota; Viridiplantae; Streptophyta; Magnoliopsida; Poales; Poaceae
Product: receptor-like protein kinase FERONIA
Exons: 2
Coding region: 84-2618 (844 amino acids)
Biological process (GO): protein phosphorylation
Molecular function (GO): protein kinase activity; ATP binding
Source: RefSeq, a predicted model, not a curated record